Cuscuta campestris is the source of this 1143-nucleotide messenger RNA. Lineage: Eukaryota; Viridiplantae; Streptophyta; Magnoliopsida; Solanales; Convolvulaceae. The record is from the annotation of a GenBank genome assembly.
CACAAUCAGUCUCACACAUCCAGCAUAUACAAUUAAGCAUAUCUGAUCUCUUCUCUCUGCAACAUACUAAUACAACAACACUAUGAAGCUUCUUCUUCAACUCGUCCUAAUUGUUAGCAUUAUUAUCUGCUUCCAAACCAGUGUGAAAACAGACAACUCUACGCUGGUGAAUCCCACCUUCCUCCGUGACAAGAAAGCUGUUUGCUUGAUGGGAAACAGAGCAGCUUAUUACUUUCUCCCUGGCUCCGGAGAUGCCCUCAACAACUGGCUUGUUUUUCUUCCGUCAGGUGGCUGGUGCGAGAACUUCACCUCAUGCGUGGAAUACAAUUUGUCCCACAGCACCGGUACACCAUCCCAUCCAACUCCAGCAGACAAUUUUUUGGAUUUUUACAACUGGAACAGAAUCUAUGUAAGAUACUGUGAUGGAUCCUCUAUUACUGGGAAUUCCAAAAAAUUUCAAAAUGAUACGAUGCUCUAUUUUCGAGGAGCUAGGAUUUUCAAAGCAGUUAUGAAAGAGCUGUUGGAAAAAGGAAUGAGAUCUGCUACUAAUGCUCUUCUAGCUGGGGAGUCAGCAGGAGGUGUUGCUACAAUGCUUCACUGCGACAAAUUUCGAGCUCUCUUUCCGAACUCUACUCGAGUGAAGUGCCUCUGUGAUGCAGGAUAUUUCUUUCCUGCGAAGAGGUACAACUAUGGGAACCAAAGCCACUUUUUAUCCAUCUUUCACGGAUUGAUCCAUAUGCAUCGGUCUAGCAAGGCAUUGCCCAUAUCAUGUACCCAAGAAUUAAGUCCAGCAUUAUAUUGUGCUUCUUUGCGCACAAUGUGAAGAAAUAUAUUUAAACGCCGAUGUUUUUUAUAGAGUCUCAAUUUGAUUAUAUUGAGAUAUCUUAUACUACGGGACUUCCAUGGACUUAUUAUACGGGUUGUGUACGUGCCAUGAAUUGUUCAUCCCUACAAAUAAAAAUCAUGCAAGAUGUAAGGAUGGAACUAUUGGGUGUAUUGCCAAAACAAAGCAAUACUUCAUCAACAGGAUUACUGGUUCUAUCCAAGCUUGCUCACACGCAUCUAUUGCAGCCCACUUGGCAUAACCCUGCUAAUACUAAAGAGGCGAUUGCAAAGCAGUUUGCGGACUGGUACUUUCAUGGA